AGGACGAGGAGGAGGAGGAGGAGCGUGGUUCCAGGUGCGAGGUGCAGGGCCCUGCGGUCGCCGCAGACGGCGGCGCUCUCGUCAGGGCGGUCGGCUCGGCGCGGCGUGCUCCCACAUCGCCUACGAGCUGGCCCUCAAGCGAGUGCGGCACAGAUUCCAGGAGAGCGGCAUCCAGCUCAGCAUGAGGAUGUCCACGCACGCCUCCGUGCCCUGGGCAACCGAUUUCGACCGCAGCCCCGGUCACGUCACUUCGCAGCAGGCUCCCAGCGAUACGAGCACUACGUGGACGACGUCACAGUCGAGUUCCUGGCCGACUCCCCUCAGGAGUUGCUCGUCCAGGUUGACCCGGCAGUGGACAUCAUCACCGAGGAGUUCCGCAGGGUCGGCUUCGUGAUCAACGUGGGACUUGGGAAAUCUGCGAUCAUUGCGUGGAUGUACUGCCAGGGCUCCCGUACGACCUGGAGGACACGUUUCCUCUCCAUGGGGCGGCCGGUCUAUCGAUCACCUGCAGGACUAGAGCUCGAUGUUGUACAUGAUUUCCCGCACCUCGGCACAACGCUGCAAGCGUCUGGUCGGCACAUCUCGGAUGCCAAGCAAAAGACGUCCAAGGCCCAGCUAACCUACGCCCCCCCAGCAGUGCACAUUUUUGGAUGCAGCUCCCUGCGGUGCUCCACGCGAUCGACUUUAGCUACAAGCUUGGUUUUUUGGAAGAGUCACUACGGCAUAUCAGCCUGGCGUGGAGACGACCCUCAAGCCAUGGCCAUUAUGAAUGGCCAGUACCAUCGUGUCCUCAGGAGGAUCUCGGGCGACAUGCGCUACGGGGCCCGUGACACGGCCACCGACGAGGAGGUCAGGCAGACGGUGCACGCCCCGCUCUUCGCGUCGAUGGUCCAGGCCCGGAGGCUCUCCCAGCUCGCAUCCCACUUCACGGCAGCGUCAAAGGUAGUCCAGAUGAUGGUCGAGGCUCUCCCGAAGCCCCCGUCGGCGCAGAUGCUGCUCUACGACCUCGAGCAGUUCGCGGUGUCUUUCCCCGACGUGGGGCAGAAGCUCGGCUCGCCCUCCGCACGCCCGGAGAAGUGGAAGGCAUACAUCGUCGAACCCCCUCGGCGCUGGAAGAGCCAAGCCGCCCUGAUGAAGUGGUGGAUCCCUGACUGGCCCGACCCGCCGGCCACGCGCAGGCUGAGGGGGAAGCAGACCCCUCCCCCUCCGGCUGCCGCGGCCCAGCCUUUUCUCACUUGCCCCGCUUGCGGCAAGCAGUGCAAGGGUCCGCAAGGCUUGGCCGCGCAUUUAAGGCGCAAGCACGGCAGGAAAAUGACUUUUCGCAGUUUCUGCAUUGGGUCAGUGUGCCCAGCCUGUGGUGUAGAUUACCACAUCCGUCCUAGGGCGUUGCACCACUUAUAAUUCUCUUCCGAAGCGUGUCGCGCCGCGAUGCUCGCAGAAGAGCUGCACGAGUGUAGCGCGGAGGAGAUAUCCGCCUCGAAUUUACGCGACCGCAUCACGCAGAAGGCCGCUAACCUUCGCGGCGACACCCAGGCGCGCGCACUAGCCCCGCCCUCGCGCGGCCCUGGCGCACGCAAGCGUGGAAUUGGCCCGCGGGGUCCUUCCGGACACCAGCGCCGAGCGAAGGUCCGACGACACAGGUAGAACACGAUUCAUAUCGAGACGUUUUUUCGUGUCAGCAUCCGUGAUGACAGGGGAUCCCUUUCACCUGGUGUGAGUUUUCUCCCCUUUGAGCAGAGGCACCACGCCUCGUGCUGCUGGGGUUUCUCUCGACACAGCAGCAGCAGUCAUUGAAGAGCUCCAGACACCGCCUCUAGCCAGCGCAAG
This is a messenger RNA of Prorocentrum cordatum, 1827 nucleotides long. NCBI's taxonomy places the organism in Eukaryota, Dinophyceae, Prorocentrales, Prorocentraceae. The record is from the annotation of a GenBank genome assembly.